Hibiscus syriacus is the source of this 973-nucleotide messenger RNA. Its product is annotated as kinetochore-associated protein KNL-2 homolog. The coding region runs from base 25 to 918 and encodes 297 amino acids. The record is from RefSeq and is a predicted model, not a curated record. The transcript has 8 exons. Lineage: Eukaryota; Viridiplantae; Streptophyta; Magnoliopsida; Malvales; Malvaceae.
AAAAUCUAUCCGCUGCAUCCGACAAUGGCUCCCAAAACUCCUCACCAAAACGACGGCAACGCCACCCAAGAAGACGGCAAUGACGGCAGUUCAUCAUACUUCCAAAAAACAGUUUGUUUGCAAGAUUGGUGGUUGGUCAAAGCCGAAAAAGAGUUCGAAGGAAGGAGAUUAGCUGUUGCAGGAUCCACAUCCAUAGGGUCAAAAGCGUUUCGGCUAUUCACCUCUGCACCGAUUGUAAAAGCUUACGAUGUUUUUACUCUCCAGACAGCUGAUGGAAUUUGUGUUUGCAUAAGAGGUUUCAUCAACGAACAACGAACCAUUGAAAAUGGGUUUUCUUCUGAGGUCUUUACUUAUUUCUACUUCGGCUUUCCUCCUUACUGGGAACAAUAUGCUAAAGAGUGUUUGGGGAAAACUAUUUCCAGUGACGUCAAAGUAGAAGUUGUCCGAAAUUCUAGUAAUGAAGCAAAAGAUUCAGAUCCUAGCUUGAUUUUGACUCCAAGUAAUCUUGCCGAUAACCUGAACACUAUGGUUGAAGAGAGAUCAAACUUUGACAGCAGCCAGAAAAAGGACAAGGAUUCAAUAAUAAAGGUGCGAGAUGAGCAAAAUUCGAAGAGGAACACACCGAUCAGCUUAUCCUCUAAGCUAAACCGUGUCAAAGAGCACUCACCCAGGAAGGGAACUCGGAAAAAACUUGAUUUAGUAGAUGUUGCAAGUCCUGUAUCCGGCACAAGAAAAGGGACACUAUCAAUUCUCUCUCCCAAGUCUCUGAAUCUCAAGAGGUCAAGAUCAGGCAGAGUCCUUUUACCUCCAAUGGAAUUCUGGCGCAACCAAAUUCCUGUUUAUGAUCAGGAUCGUACAAUCACUGGCAUUAUGGAAGGGAUGGAUGACACUCAACCAUCAGGUUUGUCUAAUAUUUAAUGCAUGAUUAGUUUUCCUUGGUUUCUCUAAGGAAAUAGAUUCAUACAACUUGGCU